GCACUUGUUUUAUGGUAGAUUCUUGUUGUCUUUGGCCAACCAAAGAACGGAAAUAUCUUCUCAACACAUACUUCUCUUCCGCUGGUUUCUUUGCUCAGCUUCUCUCAGAUCCUUUCCGUCCUCCUGGAAAUCGCAGCCCCUGUUCCAUCAAAUUUGAAUCGAGUUUCCAUUCUCUCCACCAAGAACCUAUCUUUCACUACCUUUAUGCUGGUCGAACCAUAAAAAUCCCAUCUUGUUGAUUCUUCCUACGUUGAUUUCUUAGUUACUCAUCAGAUGCGGAGGAAAUGGAUGCUAGAGGGUGAUGGUGAACAGCGGAUGGUUAUAGAAGACUACAACUUUAGGGGUUCAAGAGCGCGCUCUGAUUUCAGCUUAUGAGACGGAAAGGAUUUGGCAUACUUCGAUGGUUUAUCCUGGCUAAUGUCCUCUCUGCUGCAUCUUGCAAUUGGUGGUUUCUUACUGGAAAUUGUAGCAUAACAGCUUAAAGCAUAGAUAAUCAUCUGAGUUGUUUUAAUUGCUUGUUUGGGUUUAAUGGGUCGAGGCAGAGGAAAGGGGAAGAAAUUGGCAGUGGCCACUGGUAACGAGGACCCAGGGAGUGGUGAUCAAGAGGUGCUUCCUGUAUAUAAGAGAAGAGGAAGGCCUCAGAAGCCGUUGAAGGAUGACAUUGAUGUAGAUGACACUGAAACGGUAGAAGGGAAAGAUGAUAUGAAGCUUACUGCACCAAACAAAGAGCUUAAGGGUUCAACAGUGGCGGUUGGGAAGAAACGAAAGAGAUAUUCAAAAGCAAAAGAGAACUCUGAUGCGAUCAUAGAGGAAAAUGGUGUUGGAUCAAAAUCCAGAAACGAGGAUUUAACAAGGUCCAAUGGUUUUCGGCAUAGUGGGAGCCGGCGGAAGAGCAAGCCUCGUCGGGCUGCUGAAGCUGGAGUUGAGUGCAAGUGAGAAACUGAUUUUGUUGUGUUUCUAUCAUUCCAUUGUGAGACAUUGCUGACGGUUGAGAUCCUUUAUGGUGCACUUCUUUUGUUUUAGUUGCCUGUCUUUCUUUUGUUU
Molecule: messenger RNA, 1044 nt
Organism: Musa acuminata subsp. malaccensis (wild Malaysian banana)
Lineage: Eukaryota; Viridiplantae; Streptophyta; Magnoliopsida; Zingiberales; Musaceae
Source: RefSeq, a predicted model, not a curated record